AUGUUUUGGGAGACCACCAGCUUUCUGUUCAACAACCAACGGGUUGCCGGUCGGGGACUACGGGGGGCCCUACCCAUGUGCCUGGCCCGACCGGCGGAUUGCAAACACGCCGGCACCGCCGGAGCCUCCGUAGGCGGACGGAGGCAUCGCACGGCCGUUGGGAGCGUCACUACGGACUCGUACGACGAAUCGACAGCAGCUUCGGACCAGAUGGGAGACACAAAGUCCGUCCAGUCUCGGUGGGAACACAGCAACCCCAAUCAACCCCCCCAACGUCUCUCCUCUCGCCAUACUUCUCUUCCCAAAUUUAGCCACUUCCGUCCGCACGCGGGACAACCACCAUUAGCUUCAGCCUUAGAUCCAGGGGAACCAGCAGUGAACCGCCAAUCAUCGGGCUGCAACUACGCCCCAAUGAGACAGAUUCUGAGAUGCAAAAUCUCCCAAGACAUCGCCUGCGGCCUACCUCCCAAGACCAGACCUGCCACCACAGCUCUAACCACCCAGAUGGGACUGCCCUGGAUUAACCGUCAUGCGCAGUGGUUUACCCGAACAACUGCCUCUCUGUGGGGUGGGACAUCUCGAACUGUGGGGCCCGGCCGCAUGAAAGCGGCACAGGAUGCGGUUGCAGUUGCAGUUGCAGUUGCAGUUGCGGUUGCGGUUGCGGUAUCGGCAGCAAUGAUCGACGCAAUUCCCCAGAUGCCACCCGGCGGCACGACCGUAGACUUUGUCUGCCUUGAAGCCAUUGAAGCCUCGAGCUCGAGCUCCAACAUCUGA
Molecule: messenger RNA, 774 nt
Organism: Sodiomyces alkalinus F11
Lineage: Eukaryota; Fungi; Ascomycota; Sordariomycetes; Glomerellales; Plectosphaerellaceae
Exons: 8
Coding region: 1-774 (257 amino acids)
Source: RefSeq, a predicted model, not a curated record